This is a messenger RNA of Acipenser ruthenus (sterlet), 1359 nucleotides long. Its product is annotated as tubulin-specific chaperone E-like. The record is from RefSeq and is a predicted model, not a curated record. Lineage: Eukaryota; Metazoa; Chordata; Actinopteri; Acipenseriformes; Acipenseridae. The coding region runs from base 25 to 1272 and encodes 415 amino acids. Gene Ontology annotation, molecular function: protein binding. The transcript has 13 exons.
AUCCUUAAUGCCCAAUUAGCCAACAUGACUAAUUCUGUUCCGUGUGACGCAGUUUGGAGGCAGAUCAUCUGCGAUGGAGAGAAGGGGACUGUGCUGUUUAUUGGGAACGUGCCCCCUACAGCAGGUCUUUGGCUUGGUGAGGAAUGGGAUAACCCAGAACGAGGCAAGCAUGACGGGAGCAACAAGGGAAUCCAGUAUUUCAAAAGCAGUCACCCUACCAGCGCAUCCUUUAUCCGCCCCAAGAAAGCCAACUUUGGAGUGGACUUCCUGACAGCAGUAAAAAGGCGUUACGAGCUAGAGGACAACCAGGACAACACAGUGAAAAUGACUGCUGGCAAAACGGCAGUCCAAAUGGUGGGGUUUCAAUCUGUCUCAGAGAAACUGAGUGGGAACAGACUCAGCAUCCCUGCAAAUCCCUCCUCACUGACCCAUGCUUUUGCCAAUCUGAAGGAGUUAGCACUAAACAAAACUGGGGUUAACUGGUCCUUGCUUAUACACUUGGACGUCAUGCCCGCCGCACUCAACAAACUUUUACUGACAAACACAGGGUUGCGUUCAAUACAUUUUGAUGAUGUUGGGCCAGGCUGCAAAACAGCAAUGUUUCCCUCACUAGAGUUUUUAGCAGUUGACAACAACAGCAUUUUUCAGUGGUCCUUUGUGAACGAGCUGGAGAAGCUACAGAGUCUGCAGAAGCUGUCUUGCCUCAAUAACCCUCUGAUGUCAGCCGAGAGGAAUGCAGGGACAGCACAGCAGCUGAUAAUUGCGAAGAUAGGAAAAAUACAGGUCUUCAACAAGUCAAAUAUAUUGCCGGACGAGAGAAGAGGUGCGGAACUGGAUUAUCAUAAAAUAUUCGGAAAAGAGUGGCUGGAAGCUGGAGGGCAUCAGGACCAAGAGAAGAAUCGACCCAGCGAAGCCUUUACUGCUCAGCAUCCUAGAUACCAGAUUCUCAUUAAGAAAUACGGUGCUCCCGAAGAUGGUGAGCUAACAGAGAAGCAGCCGUUCGCAUUGAAAAAUCAGCUGCUGACCAUAACCUUCAAAUGUCCAGAUAGGGAUGAAAAAAAACAUAUUGAAAAGAAACUUCCAGAGUCUAUGACUAUUCAGAAGGUGAAAGGAUUGCUUUAUCGUCUAUUAAAGGUUCCAGGUUCUGAAUUGAAACUCACAUACUCAAGCUCAAAUAUGGAAGGUAACGAAAUUGAAAUAGAUAAUGAUUUGAAGCCACUGCAGUUCUACUCCACUGAAGAUGGGGCUAGCGUGCUGGUGCGAUGGUCCUGAUGAUAGGACCAAAAAAACUGAACCGAGCAUCUACCAUUGUGGAAAUCAAAUCGGUCAGGGUCCUGUAUCGCAUCCAGCCAUCAGAAA